This is a messenger RNA of Paramisgurnus dabryanus, 4665 nucleotides long. RefSeq names its product ATP-binding cassette, sub-family H, member 1 (gene abch1). Lineage: Eukaryota; Metazoa; Chordata; Actinopteri; Cypriniformes; Cobitidae. Gene Ontology annotation, molecular function: ABC-type transporter activity; ATP binding; ATP hydrolysis activity. Gene Ontology annotation, cellular component: membrane; ATP-binding cassette (ABC) transporter complex. Gene Ontology annotation, biological process: transmembrane transport. The record is from RefSeq and is a predicted model, not a curated record.
GCCACAGAGGCUGCAGUGCAGCCGGCGUUUAUAAAUGCUGCGCAUCGAUGCGCCUGUUCUUCAGAUCAGCGCUGUAGCUGAAAACACUGCGUUUAUCGACCGGACAGCUGGACUGUUAAGUUUUAUAUUUACAGAAGCUUCAUAGUAGAAUUUAGUGAGUGGCAUUAUGAAGACUGAUUUGGAGGCUGGGAAUUGCAGUGCAGCAAUCCUCUGUUCUAAUGUGUGUCGAUCAUAUGGGAAACUUAAAGUCCUUAACAACCUCAACCUCACGGUGCCACAGGGCCAAAUUUAUGGGCUGCUGGGCCCAAGUGGCUGUGGGAAAACCACACUGUUAAAAUGCAUUGUAGGAACUCUGAAGAUCUCUCAUGGUCACAUCACAGUGUUAGGGAAACCACCUGCAUUCCCAGGACAUGAAGUACCAGGAAAGAUGGUGGGGUACAUGCCACAGGACAUUGCUUUGUACAGUGAGUUCACUAUCAGCAACACGCUAUGGUUUUUUGGUCGGAUCCAUGGUCUUUCAUCCAAAGACACAGAAGCCAGAAUAAAUUUCCUCAUUGACUUCUUGGACCUGCCACAGAAAAACAGCCUCGUCAGAAAUCUCAGCGGAGGGCAGCGGCGACGUGUUUCUCUUGGAGCUGCUCUUCUCCAAAACCCACAACUUUUGAUCCUGGAUGAGCCCACGGUGGGAGUGGACCCUGUUCUCCGGGCCAAGAUAUGGCAGCACCUGGUGGAUAUUGUUAAAAAUGGACAGGUGUCCGUUAUCAUUACGACACAUUACAUUGAGGAGGCCAGACAAGCCAAUACGGUCGGUUUGAUGCGAAAUGGUCAAUUGCUAGCUGAAGGUCCUCCUGAUGCUGUUAUGAAGCAAUACAAUGCAGCAACAUUAGAGAGUGCUUUUUUACAACUUUGUGAGGACUCUGAUCAGAUGGGGUCCAAGCAGAGUCCUCAGAGCCGCCUGCUGGAGAGCAACCCAUCUCCAGACAGUGUGAGUGAUGAAAGUCAUGAACCCAUACUGAGAAAGAGAUCAGUAGAGGACAUGCCCAAAUUUAAAGCUGACUGGAAGGUGCGUGCAAGGCACGUCAUACCAAAAUGGCGUAACAUUGCAGCUCUGAUGAUCAAGACACUGGUUCGAAUGAGAAGAAUGCCAGGGUCCCUGUGUUUCCAGUUUCUCUUGCCUGUAAUUCAGAUCUGUCUGAUGUGUCUGUGCAUUGGUGGAGAUCCCAAAGGCAUUGAUGUGGCUGUGGUCAAUAAUGAAAGUAUCUCCAGCGGCUACAGCAAAUUACUGCUGUCCUUCCUUGACAACACAAGUGUCCACCAGGUGAGCUUGUCUUAUUCUGAGGCCUUUGCUGGCAUCCAUAAUGGGGAAUAUUGGGGAAUCAUAGAGUUUGGGGAGAAUUUCACCAGCUAUUUAACCAAAAGAAUGUUACAGCCCAAAGUCUCCAGAGAUGUAGUUGAGGGAGGAUCUGUGCAUGUUUGGUUGGACCUGACCAAUCAACAAAUUGCCAUAAUGCUACAGAAAAAGCUUCACGAGGCAUUUCAGGCUUUCAUCAAGACAAAACUGGGGAGUCUGUCAUACAUGGUGGCCACCCCCAUAAAAUUUGAAGAACCUAUAUAUGGCAGUGAGAACACAGAUUUUACAACAUUUGUGACACCAGGAGCUGUUUUGAGCAUCACCUUUUACCUGGCAGUAGGUUUGACUGCUCUGUCUUUUGUGUUAGAAAGAAAGGAGGGGCUGCUGGACAGGUGCUGGGUGGCAGGUGUAAGUUCUUUGGAGACCAUGCUGGCUCACCUUUUCUCACAGCUCUUUGUCAUCAGCGUUCAAAUCAUCCUUUUGCUGAUCUUCAUCCUUCUGGUCUUUAAAAUUCCUAAUGAAGGAUCUUUGGUUCUGGUGGUUUCAUUGAUUGUGCUUCAGGGUGUGACUGGAAUCUCGUUUGGAUUGGUCAUCUCCUCUGCUAUCGAUGACGAGCAGUCAGCCAAUCAGGCGGCUCUUGGAAUCUUCUACCCUAACCUCAUCAUUAGCGGCGUCAUUUGGCCAGUCGAGUGUAUACCAUAUCCUCUGCGUUAUUUGAGUCUGGUUCUACCCCAGACUUAUGCAUCUGAAGCCCUGCGCUGUAUCAUGUACAGAGGUUGGGGUUUGUCCCGUAUGAUGGUUUGGCGAGGGUUUGCUGUCACUCUGGGCUGGAACACAUUCUUCCUCAUGCUGGCGACUGUCAUUCUGAAGUUGAGAAGUUGAGAGUUAAAAGAGAAGCUAAAAGUGCUUUAGAUUAGAGAAAGCGGCAUCAGACGAGACCCAGGUUUCAUCAGCACAGCCUAUGGAAGCCUAUGGAGUGUGUGCCCUGACAAAAUGAUUGAAAAUGAUUGACAUUAAGAUCUACAAAUCUGAGCCUUUUCAUUAAGAUGCCAUUUUUCCAGGAGUUGUUAAUCAGGACUGAGGACCAUCAGCAUGAAACUCAGGGCAUCUAUUAACCAUCUAAGAGAUCAGACACAGAUUUCAGCACAUUUUUUGACAGAUAAUUAUUACAAAUGAUCAUAAAACAUUUCACUUAUUUUGAGUUUCACAUGGGCUUCAGACAGUUUAAGAAAGACAAAAAAGCAGUCACACAAAAAUAAUCAAAACUCAAUGAGUGGAGACCAUAACUUGGUUACUGGGGCCUGCCAAAUGUUUAUUCAAGCCCAACUUUUUAUACUCUUUUCCCUUGGGAUUGUAAUUGUAUUGGGAUGUAUUGUGUACUAAAUGUACAGACUAGCUUCUGUGUGCCUGAAUGUUUAAUGUUUCACAUUCCUUUUGUGCCAGUAUACCCUAGAUGGCGUAACUUACAUACCCGCAUUGCUUUCUGGAAGCAUGUAGUUGCCCACCCUUGUGCCCCUUCAUUUUGAAAAAAAAAUGUUUUGUUUUCUGGGCGAUUCCACCUAUGCACAAAGUUUAAUUUUCCAAUUGCUGCAUAUUCAUCGUUUUAGACCAAUAUUUUUAUAGGGUACUACACAGCAAAACCCCCAGUAAUAAAUGAACACUCUUACCCCCGGUUUCACAGACAAUGUUUAAGGUUAGUCCUAGACUAAAAUACAUGUUGGAGCUCUAUCAACAGAAAAUAACUUGCACCGACAAAUCUUAAGUGCCAUUAAUUUGUCUUACGAUACACACCAGUAAAGGCUUUAUAUACAUUAAAGAUUAAUGUUAAAAAAGGAACACUGAUUAAUUCAGUGUUGAUGUAAUGAGAUAAUGAAGUGAUGAAUAUACAUUAAUGAUGAACACCCGCUGUUAACAACCUCAAUCGUUGAAGAAAAGAUUAAUAACAAGAAGUCACUAUAACAGUGAUUAGUUUUACCUAUAGCUGGGUACUUGACCCUUGAUUUCUUGUUUUUAUAAAAAAUCCAAAAUAAUAUUAUUUGCUUGUUGAUGCUGAUAUUACCAUAAUGUAAUAGGUGUGUUUGGCUAUUUUUAGACCCCAGACAGCAGUUUUGUGAUGGUUUUGGUUAAGAAUAUAAAAAAACACUGAUUCGGUGUUCAUUUUUAACACCCUGUGUGUGGAUUAUCACUGUUAAUUUAACACUGGAGGUUUUGCGUGUAGUUGUAAGUUACUAAGUGCCAUAAAGAAAAUGAAGGAAAAAUGUCAACGUUUACAUUUAAAGUCAGUGCUAACUCCAUUACAGUGCAGACCCAUAUUCUGAAUUAUAUGAAAUGUUAUAUAUGGUUUAUAUUUAUAUGUGUGUGUGUGUGUGUGUGUGUGUGUGUGUGUGUGUGUGUGUGUGUGUGUGUGUGUAUAGCUAAUUUCGAGUGCAAUAUAUGAUGGACAGAAUACAAACACAAUGUUUAAAAAAAAACUGGUAAAAAUAUUUUUGGGUAUGUAGCUUACAUGUGUUUCCCUGUCCUUUUAUAACAUCUGUCAAUUUGUUGUGUUCCUCUUACAAUCUCAAAGUAAAAUUAGGAUAUUUAUACCUUUAUCUUUUUUGAACAGGUUCUGUUUAUGUUGUAAGUAUUUAACCCACAGCCAGACUGAACAAAACUUGCCACAUAUAAAGCUAAAGUGGCUCAUUUUCACAUAAGAUUUAGCUUAAAAUAAAAUGCAGAGAUAACUGAGUAAAGAUUUGUAGAAACUUUUGCUAAAAAGUGUAUAAAUGGUGGUAAAAAAUAUAAAACAAACUAUACUGUAUCCACAUUAACCUGCGUACAGCUGUCCAAGGUUUGUGAUGCACUGUGCCAUUUAGAAAGGUCACAGUGUCUCUUCUACACACACAAGACCUUUAUUUGCUACCUCUGAAUUGUCUGCAUUUUUCAACAACAAAAAAAACUUUUUCUCAAGCUCUUCAUACUUCUACAAUAGCAUUUACUUGUUUUUGCGUAUUGUUUAUCAACGUUUCUUUUACAUCUGCUGUGAAGAUAAAGCAGGACUGAUCUUAAUGAUGUCAUCUGUGUCUUUUAUUUUUUGAAGGGACAGUCCCCAUCUUUUCCAUUACCAACCCAAUAACAUUUCUGCCUUUCAAACUUUUGCCUGCUUCAAGAUCACUUUUUGGUUUUAAGGAAUAUUAUAAAAAUCACAAGCUUGUUUGUUUGAAAAUAUGAAAGUCUUCCUGUAACUUAAAGCACAUUUUUCUAGGAUGUGUGUCAAAGAUCAAGUACUUCCAGCAUGCUGGUAUGGAAAUAAAGAUAAAGCAACUAAAAAGGAA